Molecule: messenger RNA, 723 nt
Organism: Coniosporium apollinis CBS 100218
Lineage: Eukaryota; Fungi; Ascomycota; Dothideomycetes
Exons: 1
Coding region: 1-723 (240 amino acids)
Biological process (GO): N-terminal protein amino acid methylation
Cellular component (GO): cytoplasm
Molecular function (GO): N-terminal protein N-methyltransferase activity
Source: RefSeq, a predicted model, not a curated record
AUGGCAGACCCGCCUGCGGACACGUCCGCCCAACCCGACGCCUCAAUCAACCACGCCGCCGCCCUGGCAUACUGGUCCUCGAAUCCUCCAACCGUGAACUCGAUGCUAGGCGGCCACCCUCAGCUCUCGCGCAUCGACCUCCAAAGCUCCGCCAACUUCCUCGCCAAGCUGCGCCGCUCCUCCCGCACGCAUCCGCCGGGGAAACCGCUGGCUCGGGCUGUUGACUGCGGCGCGGGAAUCGGACGCGUGACGCUGGGCUUUUUGGCGAAGGUCGUGGAGGUUGUCGAUGUCGUUGAGCCGGUGGAGAAGUUUACGCGCGAGUUGGUUGCCGGGGAGGGAAGAGGGUUGAAGGCCGUGGGCAAGAUUGGGGAGGUGUUCAAUGUGGGGCUGGAGGAGUGGGUGCCGGCUGACGACACCUAUGACCUUGUAUGGAACCAGUGGUGUCUCGGACAUCUUACGGAUGCGCAGUUGGUCGAGUAUUUCCGCCGCUGUAGAGGGGCGCUGGUGAAAGGUGGUUGGAUCGUGGUGAAGGAGAACAUGAGCACUGAUCUGGAGGAAAGGGAUGUCUUCGAUGAGGUGGACAACAGCGUGACGAGGACAGACGGAAAGUUCAGAACGCUGUUCAAGCAGUGCGGGCUCAAGAUUGUGGCGACGGAGGUGCAAAGGGGCUUCCCGAAGGAACUGUAUCCUGUGCGGGUAUACGCGCUGCAACCGGACGGAUGA